CGAAGAGGGCCGUUUCCGGCCGCUGCGCCCGUUUCCAAAAUGGCCGGUGCAGCUUCGGUCGCACGGGGUGGUGCAAAAAUAGGAUCACAGACAGGAUGUUGCGGACAGCGCUGGGCCGCGUACCGACACUACUUCGUAGUGUGCGGACCCGGGAUCCAGGACCGUGGCAGCUUUGGGAUUCCGGGGCUCGCCUAAAAACUGCGGAGAGACUUCAGGGUUGGGCCCGGCGGAGCUCCAGCUCCGCGCCGGGAUCACAGCGUGUGGCUGCGCUGGGGCGCGUGGAAGCGGACCACUACCAGCUCGUCUACACCUGCAAGGUCUGUGGGACUCGGUCAUCCAAGCGCAUCUCAAAGUUGGCCUAUCACCAGGGCGUGGUCAUCGUGACUUGCCCUGGUUGCCAGAACCACCACAUCAUCGCAGACAACCUAAGCUGGUUCUCUGACCUGAAGGGGAAGAGGAACAUUGAAGAGAUCCUAGCAGCCAGAGGAGAAGAAGUACGCCGAGUGUCUGGUGACGGUGCCCUGGAACUGAUUCUGGAGGCUGCUGAACCGCCUGCCACCCCAGAAGGAGGUGAGGAUCCCACCCACCCUGGCAAGAUGGAGCAGAGUUGACCUGUCUGUGCACUUCUGUGGCUGUGGGCGCCAGUCGUCCCAAAAGUCACUCUCUUCACUUGGAGCCUCUCAAGCCUGCUGUUCCUUGUCAGUAAACAGCUAUCACCUCCAGA
Molecule: messenger RNA, 724 nt
Organism: Arvicanthis niloticus (Nile rat)
Lineage: Eukaryota; Metazoa; Chordata; Mammalia; Rodentia; Muridae
Gene: Dnlz
Product: DNL-type zinc finger
Biological process (GO): protein folding; protein import into mitochondrial matrix; protein stabilization
Cellular component (GO): mitochondrion
Molecular function (GO): protein-folding chaperone binding; zinc ion binding
Source: RefSeq, a predicted model, not a curated record